Messenger RNA from Penicillium waksmanii, 1404 nucleotides. RefSeq names its product FAD-dependent oxidoreductase. Bases 1 to 1404 code for a protein of 467 amino acids. Gene Ontology annotation, molecular function: monooxygenase activity; FAD binding. The transcript has 3 exons. Lineage: Eukaryota; Fungi; Ascomycota; Eurotiomycetes; Eurotiales; Aspergillaceae. The record is from RefSeq and is a predicted model, not a curated record.
AUGAAGAUCGUCAUUAUCGGCGCGGGCAUCUCCGGAUGCGCGAUGUAUCUGGAACUGCAGAAGCACCUUCCAAAGCCCGAAGGAUCAGAAAGCCAUGAAAUCGUCAUCUACGAAGCAUAUAAUACAGAAGCGGACACAACAGCAGAGCAACGGCCAGAGGGACCCACGCAUUCAGCCACACUACUAGUCGGAGGCGGCUUGGGAAUUGCGGCGAAUGGCCUGCGUGUCCUCCAACGACUGGAUGAUAGUCUUCUCCGGGAUGUUGUACGCGGAGGCUACGCCGUGUCUUCAUCUAACUUGAAGAGCAAAAACGGAUCGCUUCUCAUGAGCCUCAAGCCUAGUGUGUCCGAUACCGCUGAUUCGCCACCAAUGAAUAUGGUGAUGUCGAGUCGGGAUUCGUUUUGGAGUUGUCUGCGUGCACGGGUUCCUGACGAUCAUAUCAUCAACAAACGGAUCGACAAGGUUGUUGCCCGGCCAGAUGGGAGAAAUCAGAUUUUUUUCGUGGAUACCAGUCCCUCCAUCGAAGCAGAUCUAGUGAUCGGUGCAGAUGGUGUCCGAAGUACUGCAAAACGAGCGCUAUUCGCGGAUGCCAAUGAAGAUCCUUAUCCGCCUCACUAUGAGGGCCUUGUCGGCGUUGGAGGAUUUAUUCCUGCCUCAGAAGUUAAAGAUGUUGUCGAAAAGGGAUCCGUCAAUUUUAUAUUUGGCGGUAAUGGAUUUUUCGGCUACUUCUUCUCAAACAGCGCCGAAGAUUCCCCAAAUCGCGACUCGCCGUACCAUGUUUGUGAGCCAGGAGACCUGCUUUCAUGGUGGUCGACCUAUGAAAUCGAAGAAUGCCCCGAUCACAAGAAUAUCGAUAAAGCGGAUGUGACAAGGCAGCUACAAAAGAGACACGCGCAGUGGAAAGAUCCAGCUAUUCAGAAGAUCCUGGCCUCCCUUGAAGUCGAGAGAAUGUAUCCCACGUGGACCAGUCCUCCCAUCCCAACCUGGGAACAAGAUGGCGUCAUUCUAGUAGGUGAUGCAGCUCACGCUCUGCCUCCGAGCUCGGGCCAGGGCUCGUCGCAGGCGCUUGAGGAUGUGGAGGCUCUCGCACUUAUUCUAGCACAUCACCUGUGCAACGGACUCAAAACCGGGGGUUCAACAUCGUCGGGAGCUUACAAGAUGAUAUCCAAAGCAGCGGCGGGACAGUAUAUGGCUAUUCGUCAGCCACAUGUGAGCAAAAUUCUACAAGCCGCUCAAGAAAACCAAAAUAAGAAACGGGAGAUGGGCAUCAUUCAGGAAUACAUGAUGUAUGGCUUCUUGAAGCUCGUGGGAUUCUUCCCCAGUCUAAUGACAACGAAGUUACGAUCGGUUGUGGAAUACAAUGUGGUAGAUCAUGUGGCUGAGAUUCUGGCGAAAGGAAACUAA